Messenger RNA from Malus domestica (apple), 2079 nucleotides. RefSeq lists its product as uncharacterized. NCBI's taxonomy places the organism in Eukaryota, Viridiplantae, Streptophyta, Magnoliopsida, Rosales, Rosaceae. The record is from RefSeq and is a predicted model, not a curated record.
CCUUUAGGGAACUAAGAUUGUACUUUGAACUUCUUUUCCUCUUGUUCGCAAGCUCUGCAGCCGUCUCAGAUUUCUCACUUAUGCCCUUUCUCUUCGUAGUAAAAUCCUCAGACCAGCCCCCAAAAAGGCAAACCCAAACUUGAACUCUCUGAUUUCUUCCCUCACACCUCCCUUUCUCUUCGUAGUAAAAUCCACAGACCAACCCCCAAAAAGGCAAACCCAAACUUGAACUCUCUGAUUUCUUCGCUCAUACCUUCCUUAGGUUUUAUAAGGUGUUCCAUUUAUCAAAUCCCUUAACUUUCAUCCCCAACAUCGUCAUAAAAUGGUUGACGAAUAUCCUUCAUCUUGGAUCGAUUGGAUUUGAAAUUAUAUUGAUUUAUUUAAUCAAUUUCGGCUAGAUGAUUGCAAUCUGAUGUGGUUAAACCAUGUAGUUUCAUUUUUUUUUUUUUUGCAUAAAAAAGAUGAAACCUCAGCUCCAUUUUCAUCCAUCCAUCAUCCAACAUUCAUUAUGGGCAGUCCAAAACAGGCUAUAGUAAAGCCCAAUUGAAAUAAAGCCAUGUUGGCCUUCUACAUCCCCUAGCUGCACGCACCAACUCUCUCCCCAGUAAAGGGAAGGACCUCUCUCCAGAAAAAAAAAACGAGAUACAAAAGAGAAAGAAGAAGAAAAUGAAGAGAAAUCUUGGAUAUGGAUUUUUGACGUUGAAGCAGAGGAUGUGUGCUGCUUGUGCUGGGCAUUUUGCAUCCAGGGUCCCAACCCUAACCCUACCGCAGCUCCCAACCAUACCCCAGCAACCAGUUCGAUGUAUCACCAGUUUUUCCUGCAUAUUUUCGUAUUCCAUUGAAGCACAUGUGCACACAACCUUGAGUCACACAGUCUUCAAUGGAAGACUUCAUGGCAAGUCAAUGUCCAUCUUUAAACUCUGUAACAUAAAAGAUAUUAUGCAAUGGAAGUCUGACUCUGUCCACUUUAUAUCUGAUAAUUUUCUUAGCAUACAUUUUUCUGUUCAGAGCAGUGGGCAUGAGUCUUUAUUUUUUACUGAGAGGGUAGAGUGUUCUCUCAAAGACUAUUUAGGUCGUUUUCCAAACAAAUUCGAAUUACAGAAUCCAACUGUAAUUAUACCAGAGAUACGCCAUAUAGUGAAGGGUGUUCUGGAGAUCUUUUCGAAAUACAGUUCUGAUAAAAAAGAUUUUAGACAUAUCCACUUUGAAAAUUUAUAUUGGACUGGUAGGAAGGUUGUCGGUGUUAUGUUUAGGAAGGACUCAAGUGCCAAGGACUCGAGUGAUUUGGAUGCUUUAAAAGCGACAUUAACUGAAAUGUUCGUUGGAACUCUCCCAGUUUGUCUUGAGGAACUCCUGACACAAAUUGAUCAAAAAUCAUUGUCGUUGAAAUACCUGCUGGAUAAUCAUUACUCUCAAAUGGGAUCUGAAGAAAGGAUAAGCUACCGGACUUAUGUUGUUCGCAACAUAUUGGAAGGCCCGGUAAGGUUGGCAAAUAAAACCAAAUUAGAGAACUAUUGGAAUAAUGAUCCAAUUUGUCAGCGUGUCCAAGCUGUCCCAUGGAAAACCUCAUUAGGUGGAACGUAUGGGGGUGGGAGUAAUACUAGCCGCUGGAAUAGGCAGCAGGAGGACCCAAUACAAUAUCUUAUAAUGGCAAGGAAUCUUGGGGAGCAAAAUUCUCAUUAUUUGACUGCAAGUCAAAUUGAUAAUGAUGUGAUUGUGCAUUAUUCUGGCCAUGCGGAUGCAAUUCUUGUGUGCAUCUAUGCUUUGCAUCCACAUUUGAACUUUGUCAAGUUGUGGAAGUGCCUAAAGUGAUGGAGGUAGCUGAAUCUUUACCUGGGUCAAAUUUUGGGGAGCAAAGUUUGAUGAUUUUGAUGAUUAGCAACGAGGAGAGAUUUUGAGUUGAAGAUGAUCUGGCCAAGUUUGGGUGACUGAGUAGAAUAGUAGAAUAGAUUUUUUAUUAUGUUUAACUUAAUGAGUAGAACCGAUUUUGUUAUUAUGAUAGUUCGAAAGUCUCUGUUAUUUUCAAACUCAACAGCUUAUAUAUUAUGGUUUAAAACGAUUGGAUGCUUUUUCACAUUG